Mya arenaria is the source of this 4888-nucleotide messenger RNA. RefSeq names its product WD repeat-containing protein on Y chromosome-like. The coding region runs from base 886 to 4434 and encodes 1182 amino acids. The record is from RefSeq and is a predicted model, not a curated record. Lineage: Eukaryota; Metazoa; Mollusca; Bivalvia; Myida; Myidae. The transcript is spliced from 24 exons. Gene Ontology annotation, molecular function: calcium ion binding; protein binding.
GAAUGUUCAAUAGAAGUUUUACCAUGUGUGCCUAUUUGUUUUAAAAAAAGAAGUUGCCAAUUACAUAUGGUUGUUAAGUUGUAAAGUACAGAAGUGUUCUAAAUGAUUAAUUAGAAUAAAAUCAAAUUAAUGUUGAACAUAAAUAUGUGCUUGUGUAGUUUUGCUGCAGUGGAAUGGCGGCAGUGAAGGGAAACUACUUGUAACUCUUAUUGAUUCCAUUGACUGGAAUAAUAGACAGAUUCUAAAGUUUCACUUUUUAAAACAAUUUGACGCCUUUGUAUCAAGAAAAGAAGAGAAGAAAAGACAAAUCGCAGAUACUUUUUGAAAUGGUUUUUAGAGGCCAUAUAUAGUCAGCUUGUACACGAUUGCUCAAUAUUUAAUAUUUAAAGAUUUACGAGAAUUAUUCAUAAGGAAAAGGGGAUGAUUUGUGUGAUUUACAGUUAAAGAUAGGGAGGAAAGGCUUUGAUAGGAAUCUUCAAUUAAUUGAAGUGAAAAUCAUUACGCUUGCAACCUGGGUAGUUUCAAAUGCUAUUAUCUCGAAAAAGGAUUUCCUAUUAAUCACAACUGCAGGAUUUUAUCUUAAAUGAAAGAAAAAUAAAUAUAUUGAUGUGACAAUGGCUAAUGUAGGUUUGUUUAUAAAAUAUAAAACAAUUUGUAAGUCAGACAGGAUCUUUUUUUCCUAAAAAAAGUUUAUGGAAGUACAAAGCUUUGAAAAAGAAAUGUUUGCUUCAAAUGGAUACUUACAAAUUGUGAGGAUUAAUUAUUCAGACCAAUUUAUUGAUCAUCCUGUAAAACAAAUUACCUACUAAACUACACAGAAUCUUGCCGCUGGACAAUUAAAGUACAGAACAUACUAUGUCACUCUCAUAGAUUCUUCAACCCAAAAUGACAUCAAAACAAAAAUUGAAAUUUGCUGGAAAUACGAUGGAAGAGGAAAAGCCACUUUUUGACAAGGAGGGCAAUGUGCGGCUGGAGGAGGAGAUGAAGCUGCACCACCUGGAGCAGCUCAUGUACCGCUUCAUGAAACACAAGCCCGAAGACAUCCUGCUACAGGCUGGAACAGGGUUCUUUCCCGCCAAGACACAGGCCCGCACUCCCGGACAGAUGAACCUGAAGGAGUUCAAACAGACUGUCUCUGAUGUACUGAUGACGGAUGAAUAUGAUGACUACCUUGAAAAACUCUUCAUGAAGCUGGACUCAUCUGGCAUUGGCUAUGUGGACUGGAACGAAUUCUGUACGUACCUGCUGCUUCUUUACCGGGAAAACGACUACAUGAGGACCAAACGGGAAAUACCUUUCCUUGUUGAACCCAAAAUCAGACACAUUGUCCAAAAUCGGCAAGAGCAGACAACCAAGAUCGUUGCGGUGGAGAGCCCCACACGAUACGUAACUGUCAGCAGGGAAGGUGCAAUAAGUGUGUGGUAUCCCAGCAUGCAGUAUGACCGCUACUACGUGAUCAGCGAUGACGAGGAGGACUCCAGUCAGAAGAGACGCUUCAAGAUGUGGGUCACUGAUGCCAUCUACAUGGCCAACUGCAACAAAAUUGCCAUAGCUUCCACAUCCAGGGAUAUUAGAUUCUUUGAUACCUCCACUUCACAGUAUUUUGAAGAGUGGCAUUUGUUUGCUUUACCUGAUGUACCCUACUGUUUUGACUAUUGGUAUGACAAGAAGAACCCUAACUCAGAGAGCCUGUUAAUAUUUGGUAACGACACCGGGGCUAUCAACAUCCUCUACUUCAGCAAGCCAGUCACAAUGCUCUUUAACGUGCCCUUCAAAAAUGAGGGCGGUGCCCACAAAAUAUUCAUGCAGAACCUACCGGACCAUUCAAAGUAUGUCCGGCAUGUUGUGAUCCCAGAUGUUCAUCCAGAGCUAAUCCGGCAGGUUCAGUUUGUGCCAGAUAACAACAUGAUAAUCUCAUCGUGUGCCAACCCAGCAAAGUCCAUGAUAAUAUCUGAUAUCAAGUCACUCAAGAAGAGCUAUGUGUUCAAAGUGGAUAAGGGUGUUGAGUGUUUCGACUUCAGUAAGAAGUUGAACAUCCUGGUGACUGGAAGCCUGGACCACUGUAUCCGGCUCUGGAACCCAUAUGUCACCUCCAAACCCAUGGCCAUCCUAGAGGGCCACGGCACGGGGGUCAUAGGGGUCAAAAUACACGAGGGUCUCUUGCAGGUCUUCAGCUACUCCAAGGAGGCUGUGGUGAAGGUGUGGGACCUGAAGGAGCAUGCCAUCUUGCAGACUGUGGUGCUGAAGUUCCCGAGCAGUAUCCACGGGAGGAUGCCAGAACAUGGCCAGUUUCCCGUGCACCUACAGCCCUCACCACAGAGUUCCCUCCUUGUCACGUGCAACGACUACAUCGGCAUGCUCAAGCUGGGGCAGACAUCGAUACCGCACAGUGACGCCGUCAAUACUCAUGAUACUCAACUAUGUUGUGCCAUAUAUAACCCUAUGUUUAAACAGGUAGCUACUGGUUGCGACUCGUCUGUGAUCGCCCUGUGGGACAUUGAGACAGGGAACAAAUCAGUGGUGUUCUCAAAUGCGCACGGGGAGGAGGAGAUUACAUGCAUGACCUUUGACACCUCAUACAGGAGACUCUUCUCGGGGGCCAGAAAUGGCACCAUCAAGGUGUGGAACUUCCAGAAUGGGCACAACCUGCAUAAGCUGGAGGCCGUGGCAGAGGCUGAGGUGACAGGAAUUAUGCCCCUUCUUGACAAGAAGAUCAUCCUUUCCGUGGGAUGGAGCAGACAGAUCACACUGUAUGAGGACACAGACCCUGAUAGCAUGUAUAUUCAAGCGAAUAAGAACUGGAAAGGGGGACAACUGCACAAGGAUGACAUACUCACUAUAGACUUCUGUCCCCCUAAUCUGCUGUGUACCGCUAGUUUUGACGGGGAAAUUAUCGUCUGGGAUGUGGAGACAGAAAAAAUAUUUGUGAGAUUACGGAAAGGACAGGCUUCAAAUCUUGUGAAAAAGAUCGAGGACAUGUCAUCUACAGCUCCAAUGGAAAAUGGCCGCCCCCAAUCUAUGAACUCUCGCCCGAACUCUCGCCAUCGGAAAUCACACAAACUGCAACGAGGAAAUACAUGGAAAGAAAUCUUGCUACAGUGUAGCCAGACUGCUCCAGUGGACAAGGUGUUGUUCCUGCGUGGGCGGGCGUCAGGACGUAACAUGGAGGUAGCCACUCUCGUCACCAGCGAGGGCGGCUACAUACGCUUCUGGUGUCUCUACGGGGCCAGGAAUGAGAUGGGUUACUUCUAUGCCCCUGACCAGGGUGAUGAGAGUGUGUUGGGUAUUUGUACCAAUGCCAACAAUAGCCUGCUGGUGACAGGCGACACCACCGGACACAUCAAGGUGUGGGAUAUCAUGGCUCACUGCACUCACUUCCAGGAUAAGGGGAGAAUCAAGAAUAAGCCCCCCCUGGAGGCCGCCUGGCGUGCCCAUGAUGCAGCCAUUGUGAGUGUAGAAUACGCGAAACACGACACGGGGGAGUAUGUGAUCUCCGCAUCCACAGACAAGACCGCUCGAUUGUGGACCCUCAGGGAUGGACAGUAUAUUGGCACCUUUGGACAGAAGCGUUCCUGGAACCUCAAGGAGCCUUCAACGUGGGCCCACCCUAAGACGCCGUGGACCAUGAACUCCAAGGACUCCAAGAAAGACUCAGACUACUUUGAGUUUUUGCGGAGUGUGAAGUAUAACUUGGAAGAUGCUUCCACGGUGACAUCGGACAGUAAGAGCCAGGUUACAGAAGGUGACCUAGAUCUACAUGGAGACCCUGAGGUCACCCAACCCAUUCCCCAAACCUUCCCCGCCAAGUCCCCUGAGCAGGCCCCACCCCCCUCACAGGUGAAGGUCACUGAACCCCCAGAUGAGCCAUCUCCACCAACAAAGCAACCCAAACAGAGAACAUUAAGGCCGGUAGAUAAGCACGGUGAAGGGGAGUUGAACAAACUGAGAGUGAAGUUUCGCUCUCAGACGUUCUCAUACAGUCCCGCGCGCCCAGAGAGGUCCAAGACUUUCCUUGGUAUCAAAGUGGAGAGCGAAUUGCAGCGUAAACAGCGAGACCGUAAGGGGCGACGGGAAAACUUUGGGGGUAUCACGCUGAAAAAGACGCAGCAGUAUGGAAAGCUGUGCUCCCCAUUUCAGGCCCUGUCAGUUCCGAAUGUUGCGGACAUCAAGAUUCCUGCAAACAUGCCUUUGAGUUCACGCAUGAUCAACAAGGGCUAUUCCUCUACCAACAUCAGUGAGGAGACCCUCAUGACGAUGGACUUUGGGUACGGGGGUCGGGACUCACCCCUGGGUGAACAGGGAGAGGUAACCAGCCCAAGGAAAACUGUUGCUGCAAGCAGGGCGGGCAAUAGGGAUGACAAGUCCAGAAACUCUGUGAGAAACACACCUAAAGUUUUUGCUCCAACAUUCAAGAAGCAUCAUACUGUGGCAUGAUGUAGUGUAUGUCUCAGCCAAAUAAUUGGUAUAAAACUUUUUCAAAAAUAACACAAUUACAAAUGUACAGUAAUCAUUGGCACAUGCCCGCUUGUUUUUUUUAUUAUGACAAGCACUAGUGUAAAGAUUUGGGAUUGUUCAUCUGAAGGUUUAAGUUUAAAGAUGUAAAAAAUAAUUAUUUUACAUGCUAUCAGUAUUUCUUUUUUUAUUUAUUGAUGUUUAACAUGACUUUUGUCCAUACAUAUUACAUUAUACAUUUUUGUUAGUUACUCCUUUGUUUCCAUAGUUUUAGUAUAGUCUUAAUAAAUUAAUACUACAUACAUUUUUCAAUUGUUAAGUUUGAUUUAUGUUGAUAAAUCAAAUGCCAUCUUUGUAGCAUAAUUAUUUUGUUUACAUUAUACAAUAAUUAUAUGCAUAUAAGUGCUGUGAUAUGAUAAUGUUUUGUUGAAAAUGG